GUUGCAGUCGGGCGUUCGAGCCCGCAUAGACUGAACGCACUUCGCUGCUGCAUCCGCGAUAAAUUAAAAAAAACAAGCCCUCGCUUCCCGGCAUUUUUGACAAGUGACAGCGCGCAAUUUAAAAAAAGUGUUUUUUUUUCUAAAAGUGUGUUUUUCUUGUGAUAAGUGGUUGUGAAUGGUGCAAUCAAAAUCGGAAUUUUGCUAAGUUUGCCCGGAUGUAGACAAUACGGUCCACAGUGACGUACUUCGGAACCCAAAAUGGGGCACAAACAGUUUCUGGCGUUGGGGCAGACGGCGCGGCGGCUGCUCGGCUUGCCCCCGGGGAAAGGGGACGUGCCCCUGAACAUGCUUAUAUCGCAGCAGGGCAAACUCAAUCAUGGACGCCUGGCUGUGAUUUUGUUCAGCAUAUGUACAGUCGUGCUCGGAAUCAUCCUAUCCUUCGUGCCGUGGUUAGACUACAUUAUAUUUAGGGAGCUGAAGCUAUGGAACGGUUCACUGAGCUACUCCUACUGGCAGAAGCCUGGUGUGGUCCGGCUGACGAAGGUCUACAUCUUCAAUGUCACCAACCCGAGUGGCUUCCUCGAGCACGGGGAGAAACCGAAGUUGGUGGAGGUCGGGCCGUUUGUGUAUAGAGAAGACAUGGAGAAGGUGAACAUAAAGUUUCAUGACAACGACACCAUCACGUACCAACACAACAAGAUUCUUCGAUUCGUUCCCGAACUGUCCGUCAAUAAGAACCAGAAGUUGACAGUGCCGAACAUUCCUCUACUGACAGUGACUUCUUUCUCUCCCAACCUUGCCGGACUCGUGGUGAGCGGUCUGGCGUCAGUGCUGUCGGUGGCGUACAAGAAGACGGCUGAGCCUUUCGUCAAGGUCACCGCGGAACAGCUGGUUUUUGGAUACGACGACCCCCUAGUGACUUUGGCGCAUUACUUCUACCCCAAAGGGAAGAGGCCGAACAGUCAGAUGGGACUGUUGUUAGCGCGAAACGGGACCCUAGACGAAGUAUCAACGAUCUACGCGGGCCAGAAAUCCAUGUCACGAUUUGGAUAUCUGGACAAGAUCAACGGCUUGGAUCAUCUGCCUCACUGGAAGGACAGUCCCUGCAACGAUAUCAGGGCCUCAGAAGGAUCGUUUUUCCCCCCUCGGGCGGUGACCAAGUCGGACCUGGUCCAUGUGUACGACAAGGACAUCUGCCGUAUACUUCCCCUACAGUACAGGCGAGAUGUCUACAAGGAUGGCAUCCAAACGGGUCUAUACACACCGCCCGCCUCCACAUUCGAGUCGGCCGACGUCAACCCGGACAACAAGUGCUACUGUCAGGGGGAGAAGUGUCCCCCACGGGGCUUGCAGAACAUCAGUCCAUGCCAAUACAGCGCUCCUGUUUACCUCUCAUACCCACACUUCUACGACGCUGAGCCAUCUCUCCUCGACAAAUUCGAGGGUCUCAAGCCAGUUCAGAAGACCCAUGAAACCUACUUUAUGAUACAACCGAAACUCGGCGUGCCAUUAGAAGGCUUCGUACGCGUACAAUUGAACAUUAAAGUGAGCCGCGCGCCGAAUAUCUACGUGAACAGCAUCAACAAGUUCCCCGACAUCAUCUUCCCUGUCAUGUGGAUAGAAGAGGGUAUCCACGAAGUAACAACCCCCAUAUGGCGAUGGAUCUACCUAGCUACCACCGUCGGCCCAAUCGCAGCCCCCCUCCUCACCUACUCAAUGAUCGUCUUCGGGAUCUUAACCAUCAUAGCGGUCUUCGUCAAAGCGUACAAAAGUUUCGUCAUCGGACAAAAUUCUAUAGAAAUUGUUGAGAUAGGACGCGAAACUUUAAGACGGGGAUCCAUGAUUCUACAUAGCACGCAGAAGAUAUGUUUAAGAGAACCGCCUUAUAUUUUGCUGCCACAAACAAGUAUAGAUGGAGUUAGGGAGUUUAGUCAAAGUCUAGGUGACGUAGGGAAGUCUGAUUUAGGUUUAGAAUGUGAGACUUUAAUUAGUUCCGACAAUAGUUUUAUAAUAUCUGAGAGAAGGUGUAGUUUAGGGUUUAGGUUACCACACUUUUAGAUUAAGUGUGAAUGUGUAAUGUGUAUGUAUAACAUUAACAUAUACUAGGCGAUUGUUAAAUAUAUUUUAUACGAAUGAAAACAAGUUGAAUUUUUUUUGGUAGUUUUUCUAAGUUUAAUUGCCAAUUAUUUUGAUGUGUUAAUGCAGUUAAUAUGUGUCGUUUUCAAGGAAAAGGUACCACAUUGUCGCUUGCCAUAAGGACGUUUUAAAGGUUAUUUGUAUAAGGAUACAAGCAAAUUUCUCCUUAUAGUAAGGCGAGGUACCUUUUGCUUAAAAACGUCACAUAUUAACAAUAUACUUGUGAAUCAAGGAAAUGCUAAAAUUGCGUAACAUUUACGUCUAAUUAGCGUGUCAAAGUGCAUUUGUCUCUUUCAGACUAAACUUGUUAGAAAGUGAUAAAAGCUUUACGCUAUUCUCAGAUAUGUAUAUGUUAGUGUUAUACGUUAAAAUAUUUUAUGCUUGUAAGUGCCAGUGAGUAACGUUUUAACAAAAUUGUUUUUAGGAAUGUAAACCUACAUUUUUAUAAGGCAAAAAUUAUUUGUUUAUUUUUAAGUCAAAACGUGAUGUGUUUCUAAAUACAUGAUAAAGAUGUACUUAUCAUUGUAUUUUUACAUUAUUACGUUUUACAUCACGUUUUGUCGUAAGUGCUAUUAGUUCAAAGGUUGAGUCGUCAUUUGUUAUUAGUAUUUGUUAUUGACAGGUUGACGAUGAUGUUAUUCUAGUUAGUGUAUUAAAUUGUCUUUAUGCGAUUAACGAGCUAACUUUGUAUCGAUUGCAGAACAGUGAUCAUUGUAAACGACAUAUUAUUAAAUGAUAUUGCCACACUAUGCAAAUGUCAUGCAGAGUUAGCGUGGUCCUAAAUUAAAGGGACUUGGGACCCACUUUCCGAUAUUUCACUGGAACAUUUUUUUUUUUAUGAUAUUAGUCAGCUUAUAAUACCAUAGUUGCAGUGAACUGGUCUUGGUACAAGAAAGACCUCCCUAUUGUGUUGCAAAAAGUUUUUUGACAUAUUUUUGUAUUGCAUAAUGUUACUUGGUAGAAAUAUCGUUUGGCAGAAACACUUUUGGCAUACUGCUUUUCGCAUAAUAUUACUUUACAGAAUUUCUUUUCGCAUAAUAUUUGUUAUUUGGCAGAAAACCCUAACCUGGGUUAGGUUAGGGUUAGGGUUUUUCUGCCAAGAAAAUAGCUUAGAAAAUUCUGCCAAAUUAAUAUUAUGCGAAAUGACUAUUAUGGCAAGUAUAUAUUUAUGCGAAAGUAUCAUUCGACUAAAAGUUUUCUGCGAUACGUGUUAUGCGAAGUGUAUUUCUGAUAAACAAUAUUAUGCCAGAUGAGGGGAACCCGAAAGACCGAUAUAGGAACUUAAAAAACAUAAGAUCAUCCGAUUUAGGCUCAUUGGAAACGUCUCUAAAUUUUGACAACUGCACGGAAAAGUAGAAAUUGUAAUAAUAGGUUGUAUCAAAUCAACACUAACAUUUUUUUUUUACUUUUUAUCAAUUGUUUUUACAAAUCGCAUAAUUUAUGCGGAAAUCUAUUGUUUCGCGAGUUUUGACAUUUGACACGAACGAUCUGUGAAGGCCUUGACUAAAAAUACCACAAAACUUUUUGUUUUGUAACGCUACAAAUAAAAACAAUAAAAUAAAUAAAUAAAAAGUUGUUUGUAAAUAAAAACAAAUUUUUAUUCAUUUAUUUAUUCGGAAAUCUAUUGUUUCGCGAGUUUUGACAUUUGACACGAACGAUCUGUGAAGUCCUUGGCUAAAAAUACCCACGGAUGUAGGGUAUAACUUCAUGAAAAUACCACAAAACUUUUUUUUUGUAACGCUACAGAUAAAAACAAUACAUACAAACAUUACAAACCUAUUCAUAAUUUUGUUAAAAACGUUUUUAUUGUAUGUAUGUGGUUCGAAUUUUUUACUUUUAAGAAUAUUUGCUCAUUACCUAUACGAGUUCCCAAAUAAGUGAAAUAUGUAGUAUAAAAUAUUAUAAAAAAGUCCCUUACGACAUUGACGCUUAACCAUAAUUGUUGUAAAUUGUAUAUUAAGGGAGUUUAGGACAAAUGAAGUAAAAUAAGUUUCGAGAUUUAUUUUUUCGGGAAAUGUUAUAUAUUUUAAAUGCGAUGAAUAAUUAUUGAAAUUUUUGAUUAUGUGGCAUUAUUGCUCAGAAUUUAAAUGUUAUUUUAUUAAAUGUUCAUUACUUAACUAAACAAAACUAAAUGCUCAAUACUUUACUAAACAUGGGUGAAAAAGCUUAACUAUAGCCAGUCAAACAAGUUUGUCAGUAGAAAAAGGCGCGAAAUUCAAUGUUUCUAUAGGACCAUAACCCUUCGCGCCUAAAUUUUUUAAAUUUGCCGCUCUUUUCUACUGACAAAUUGCUUGACAGAGUACAUAUGACAACAAAGAGAAUUAAGAAGACGUCGCGACACAUGUGACAUCUAGUGUCGAGUAGCAGUACUGAGACUUGACGCUAGCGCUAGAUGUAGACUACGAAAAUAAAAGUCUUUUUGGUAACAAAACCGAUGUAUGGAGUGAGCUCGUCUUCUUAAGUCUCUUUGAUGACAACUAACUUUACUAAAACAGUUCAUGGGUUGGUAAAUUUAGUUCGGAUUGUGACAUAUAGGCGUAUAUUAUACAAUUAAUGCUAUAAUCUUGAAUAUAAAUAAUAAAUACCUAAGUUCGAUUAUUGGUGGUAAUUGUUAACUUGGUUGUUCCAAAUAUUUACCAAUUGAAUUUAAUCCAAAUACGAAAUACAAACCUGGUAAAGCGUAUUGAUAUGUUUUUUAUAAAAAAAUGUUAUUUGUCGUAAUAUGUAAGGAAUAUAUUUUCUCUAGUUUUAUGGUAAAACAAUAUUUAUUGAAUAGUUACCAGUUGAGAACAAAUACAAUUUAUAUUCAUAUAAUGUGCAUGUGAUAUAAGUAUUUAUACGACCUGUUAUGUAAAAAAUAUAUAUUUGACAAGCUAUUUGACAAGUCUGUAACAUGCAAAAAAAUAUUUUACGUAAUUUUUUAAAAUUUAUAGACCAUAAAUAUAUACAAGUAAAGGACAUUAAAUAUAUACAAGUCCAAGUUUCAAAAGGACAUUUACACAAGUUACUUAUAUUUAUUAUAAAUGGAUUUUGCUCAAUUUUUGUGGAAUUGUAUAAUUUAAGUCUAAAAUCAAGUAGGUAUAUAUUUUAAAGCUAUUGAACUAAAUAAAAAAAAUGUCUUUUUAACGACAAAAGUUCAUGUUAAAAUAUGACUAUUUAAAUAAAAUAAGUCAUUUUAAGAUUAUGAUGCUACAUCCGUAUUAUUCGUAAGUUGGUCUAUACGUUAUUUUAAUUAACAAUAAUGGACAAUAUAAUUAAACAUAAACUUAGAAUUUAUUUUUGUUAACCGACUUUUGAGGAACUAAAAUUGGUUGAUAAUUAAUAGAAGAACAAAUAAUGAAAGAUGAAUAAAUAUUUAAAACUAGAUCUUGUUAACCUACUUUUUUGGAAUUUUAACUACGUAUUCAUAUAUGUAAUACAAUCUAACUUUUUCCCGAGUUUUUCUCUCGAUCAACUUAGUUUUUAAUAAAAUAAAAUAGGUAUUAUUCUGGCAGUUAUUUUGAAAGGUUCCAAAGGAGGCGAAAGCCGCGGGCAACAGCUAGCUAAGUUUAUGAAAAGCUUUAAAUCAUCAAGACUUCUGUUUUUGUUCUAUUUUUAGAAGUUUUUUUAUCAUUUCAUAGGUGGCGUUUUCAUUUCAAAAAGUUAUAUGAUACCCUGUGUGUUAUUACCUACAUAUUCAGUUUAUUUUAUAUUUGUAUUUUUUAUUUGUAAAUUUAAUUGUCGAUUUUAUGAUUAAAUAGGUACGUAUCAAGUGAAAUUAAAUUUGAUGAAUGUUAAAUCUUUAAUCAAAUGGAAUUAAAGCAACUUUAAUAGUAUGAUGAUAGUAGAUAGGUAACUUUUAUUUUCAUAACAACAUAUUUCGAACAAUUGACUUAAAAGUAAAAAAAAAUAAAGGAAUGUAACGCCAUCUGUCGAAAUGUUCAUGUAUGUAAGUUUAAAAACCUCAUUUAAAAUAGUAAAUAGGGUGCCUACAUUCCAUGUGAAUUAUAGAAUUGGGUAAAUAUGGAUUUUGUACAAUCGUACUAAGAAUUGUAAAUAAUAUUUUAUAAGAAUGUACUUUUGUAUCCAAUUUUUGUUUAUAAUAAAAGUUAUGGUAAACUU
Messenger RNA from Cydia strobilella, 6237 nucleotides. It is a transcript of the gene dsb, whose product is annotated as scavenger receptor class B member 1. The transcript has 13 exons. Gene Ontology annotation, molecular function: scavenger receptor activity. The coding region runs from base 259 to 2058 and encodes 599 amino acids. NCBI's taxonomy places the organism in Eukaryota, Metazoa, Arthropoda, Insecta, Lepidoptera, Tortricidae. The record is from RefSeq and is a predicted model, not a curated record. Gene Ontology annotation, cellular component: membrane; cytoplasm.